AUGUCAGUGUUCAGGGUGCAGCCGACACCCUUAGGUAGCCUCCUUUUUGUCCUCUUCCUCCUCCACUCGCAGCUGUGCUUUGCAGCUGUUAAUAACCCUGCCUGUGAUGCCGUACCAAAUCCCAGCCGUUUGGACUGUCAUCCUGAGCCUAUGGCGACGGAGGCAGAGUGCCUCCAUCGUAACUGCUGCUGGAGUCUCGUUGAUCACGACCGCACAAUCGCCUGCUACUUCCCAGCCAACUAUCCCACUUACAAACCAACUGGGAAAAUCUUCAGAUCUGGUUGCGGUUUUUUGUUAUCUGCAAAAAGAUUGCCCGGUGCUUACUCCGUGCCUCCGGAACCGAUAGACGAAGUACAGAUGAAUGUUGCUUUUGAAACAGAAACGCGCGUUCGGGUGCGCAUUACCGACCCCCAUGCGGAGCGCUGGGAACCAGAUUUGGAACUCGAUCCACCAGAUUCUCAGUGUCCGAGAAAUAUGAAGUACUCCGUGGCUGUGGAUAUUAGUAGAUUGGGCUUCAGUAUCUCACGUGUGGAAGACCAAGGUAAGGAGGUGGUUCUCAUCGACUCCACUGGGCUUAUGGCCAGCGCUUUCGUCUAUGCGAAUCAGUUCCUCCAAAUGGCUUUUAAAGUACGCGCUAUUCAUGGUUAUGGUCUGGGGGAGAGGGAGGACUCUUUCCCCAUCGACAUGCAUGACUGGAAGAGGAUGGUAUUCUGGGCUAGAGACGAUAUACCCCGACCGAAUGCCAACCUCUACGGCGUUCACAACUUCUUCCUUGGAUUGUCUCCUGAUGGCACGGCAUUUGGAAUGUUCUUCUUAAACAGCAACUCUAUGGAGGUGACUAAACAGCCUCUUCCAUCACUCACCUUCCGUACAACUGGGGGAAUCCUCGACUUCUUCCUUUUUGUCGGUCCAACACCGAACGAGGUCGUCGCCCAAUAUUACCAACUAAUUGGUCACCCGCCGGUGCCACCCUAUUGGGCUCUUGGUUUUCAACUCUGUCGUUAUGGCUACACAGGAGUGGAGGAGAUCCGUGAGACCGUUGAAAGAAAUCGCAAAGCAGGUAUCCCGCAAGAUGUACAGUGGUUGGAUAUCGACUAUAUGGACGUCUAUCGAGAUUGGACGCUGUCGAAGAAGGAUGAAUUCAAGGGCUUGGCACAGUUCUUCUACACUGAACUACGUGAAAAGUAUGGUCUUCGGACAGUGAUCAUCGUCGACGCGGGUAUUCCUUCUCAGGCCGGCGAUGACUACGCACCGUACCAGAAGGGUCUAGUUGCUGGAGUCUUCGUGAAUGACAGCCGGACAGGGAAGCCACUUAAAGGACUGGUAUGGCCAGGUGAGACGGUGUAUCCCGAUUUUACAAAGAAUGAAACCCUCCAGUGGUGGUAUGAAUGUGCAAGAGACUUUCAACAACAGCUCCCAUACGAUGGUCUCUGGAUCGAUAUGAAUGAACCAUCCAAUUUCAUAGAUGGCUCGAACCAGGGUUGCGACCACUCUAGUCGACUAGACUACCCUCCAUACACUCCACAGGUAUCCGGAGGUAGCCUCUCCUUCCGAACCAUCUGUCCAUCGGCUCUUCACGCCAACGGUGUUCCACACUACAACCUCCACAAUUUGUACGCCCUCGAUGAGGCUAAAGCCACCUACAGAGCACUACAACGCAUCUUCCCGGGAAAAAGAACUUUCAUCCUCACUAGGUCCUCGUUUGCAGGAGCGGGGAGGUACACAGCUCAUUGGUCUGGUGACAUCACUUCAACGUGGAGUGAGAUGGCUGCCUCAAUUCCUCAGAUGAUCAACUUCAACCUCUUUGGCAUCCCAUUCUUCGGGGCAGACAUCUGUGGCUUCGUCGACAACACCACCGAGGAGCUCUGUAUUCGCUGGAGCCAAUUGGGUGCAUUUUAUCCCUUUUCACGGAACCACAACACCCUUGGAGCGCGACUUCAAGAUCCCGCAGUUUGGUCCACUCAAGCUCAAAAAGCGAUAGCGAAAGCACUCGAUAUGCGCUACCAACUGCUGCCUUAUUUGUACACCCUCCUUCAUGGAGCAAAGAAUCAUGGAAGAAUGGUGGUUAAGGCUCUAGCUUUUGACUACCCCACUGAUCUGGCAACUCAUCACAACGCCAAACAGUUCCUCCUCGGUUCUUGUCUCAACGUGGCUCCGGUUCUGGGCGAAGGGAUGGACUUUACACCGCUUUAUUUACCACAGGGAGAAUGGGUGGAGUUCUCAAGCCUAAAGCGUUAUCAGUCCUUGGGGAAGUUCUACCCCGUUCCUGCACCACUGGACAAAAUCCCAGUCUUCUACAAGGCUGGCUGCAUUCUACCAAUGCAUCCGUCUGGGCCAAUAAACACUCAGGAAGCUAGGAAGAUGGGCAUUGGUGUCACUGUAGUGCUACUAAAUGGGACGGCGGGCGGAGAAAUGGUGUGGGACGAUGGGGAGACGGAGGAUGGCGAAGUGUUGAAUGUCACCUUCGGUGUCAUACACCAGAAGCUAACGGCAAAUGCGAUUAUCAACAAAGGAGGCAGAGUCGGUCCAGUAGGGCCAGUGCCACUGGCUUUCAUUCGGAUAAUCGGUAUCACACGAAAACCUUCAAUUGUCAACCUCAAUGGCACAAAGUGCGAUUUCACCUUCAACUCCAAAACCGAACAGUUCACCGUGACCAAAUUCACCCAGCCCAUCGAUUUAAAAGAUUCAUGGGACCUCACGUGGGACUGGUAA
Echinococcus granulosus is the source of this 2712-nucleotide messenger RNA. RefSeq names its product Lysosomal alpha-glucosidase. The coding region runs from base 1 to 2712 and encodes 903 amino acids. The record is from RefSeq and is a predicted model, not a curated record. Gene Ontology annotation, molecular function: alpha-1,4-glucosidase activity; carbohydrate binding. NCBI's taxonomy places the organism in Eukaryota, Metazoa, Platyhelminthes, Cestoda, Cyclophyllidea, Taeniidae. Gene Ontology annotation, biological process: carbohydrate metabolic process. The transcript has a single exon.